AUGUUUCAAGUCACCCGCAUGUCAGAUACACUGUUUUGUUGCCCAUCGAAUUCUCUAUGGAACCAAGAUUCAAACUUAUGGGAAAUACAAGUGAAUAAACUGAAAAUUUCAGGAGCGAUUAGUAAUCACGAACUUGAUAUGUUACUCUUCGAUUAUUUUCCACUGAAUAUCAAUGGUGAAAAGCGAUCAGGAAUUCAAAAUUUGUUCAUGCCAAUAACAGAAAUAAUUGUACAUGUUUGCGUUUGGAGUUUAUUCUUUGAAGAAUUACGACAAAUGUCAGAACAUUAUAAGGAAUCUCGUAAAUUACCUGAAACUCGUGGAAUAGGUAAGGUAAUAUGGCGAUAUUUUUGGUAUGAUAAAUGGAACACAAUUGAUUUGACGGCAUAUGGAAUAUAUGUAGUGGGAUUUACUAGUCGAUUUAUUGUUAAAGAACCAGCAUUUAUUCUUUCCAAUGAAAAAUUGGGCGGAAAACUUUUAAUGAUCUUGCAUACUCUCUUGCAAUUAUUCUGUUACUAUUCUUGUAGUGCAACGAUCGACAGAGUGAAAAAUAACUCACAUGAAGAAUGGUGCUACCAUCGAUAUUUACUAGUUGAAGAAUAUGCUGGAAAACAGACAAUGAUACCGCCAUUUAAUCUGUUAUUAUGGCCAUGUGAACGAUACGCAUCUCGUUUUUGUAUUCGCGCUUAUAUGUCUAUACCGGAUGAAAUCAUUAAAGAAUAUUGGCAACGUGAGCGCCGUAUCGCUGAUCAAUUGUGGCAAGAAAAAGUGGCAAAAAUUAUGCAAAAGUCUGAUGAAGAUGGUCAUACAGCAAGCCGACUCAUAAAAUAUUUAAGGAACAGCUUAUUACCAUCAAUUUUACCACUCUUAUUCAGUCUGAAAACGAUCAAAAAUGUUCAUAAUUUGAGACGUCGUACAAAUCCAAAUCAUCAUCAUCAUCCUUCUCGAAUUGACGGCCAGUUAACAACAAUGUUAGUGAUGCAAUGGAUUAUUAUAAUUCUGUCGUCGAUACCAUAUUGUUCUCAGUUGAUAUAUCCAGCAAUUACCAUCAGGGUUCAAAAAGAUUCAUUUCAUAGUGCAGUUGAAACAUUGGUCACACAAAUUGUUCGUUUACUCUACUAUUUGAAUUUUGUCAGCAGUUUUUAUAUUUAUCUCGUAUCAUCUCCAAUCGUUCGAACAGAAGCAGGAAAAGUGUUCAAAAAGUUUUUUAACCAAAUUAAUAAUCAUAUAUCGCCUUAA
Molecule: messenger RNA, 1236 nt
Organism: Didymodactylos carnosus
Lineage: Eukaryota; Metazoa; Rotifera; Eurotatoria; Philodinida; Philodinidae
Source: the annotation of a GenBank genome assembly